Messenger RNA from Carassius gibelio (silver crucian carp), 489 nucleotides. Its product is annotated as apoptosis-stimulating of p53 protein 2-like. Gene Ontology annotation, biological process: regulation of apoptotic process. The transcript is spliced from 3 exons. NCBI's taxonomy places the organism in Eukaryota, Metazoa, Chordata, Actinopteri, Cypriniformes, Cyprinidae. The record is from RefSeq and is a predicted model, not a curated record. Gene Ontology annotation, molecular function: p53 binding. Gene Ontology annotation, cellular component: nucleus. Bases 1 to 489 code for a protein of 162 amino acids.
AUGUUGUCCCUGAUCCACCUCUCGUCCUCCACCUCUGCUGGUGUUCUCCAGAUGUUCCUGACUGUGUUCCUCAGUAACAAUGAGCAGCACUUCACCGAGGUGCCCAUCACGCCGGAGACCGUGUGUCGUGACGUGCUGGAGCUGUGUCAGGAGCCGGGCGAGGCCAGCUGUCACCUGGCUGAAGUGUGGAGAGGCUCAGAGCGAGCGGUGGGCGAGAGCGAGAGGAUGAUGGAUCUGCUGCUGCAGUGGGGACAGGAGAGGCCCGAGGUCCGGUUCUUUCUGCGUCAGGGCAGAUCACCCAACCUGCCCACAGGUAACACACACAUUAGACCCCUGCUUCAGACUCCAGCUCUCACUGAAGUACAGAGCAGGACUGCUGUAUUCACUUCUAAAGUCCUAAUGUCUGUCCAGUGCUGCGAGUCUUCACUCACAACCAAACAGCUCUCUGCCACUGGCUCAACUACAAACCCGUAUGUAGUCGAGGAAUGA